CACACACACACACGCACACGCGCGCACACUUCCUCCUGUCUGUCGCUGGUAAUCCGCCUCUUUGCGGUCACCAUGGCGGAAAUCAAAACGGGAAUAUUCGCUAAAAACGUGCAGAAAAGGCUGAACCGAGCGCAGGAGAAGGUGCUGCAGAAGCUGGGAAAAGCAGACGAGACCAAAGAUGAGCAGUUUGAACAAGUUGUUACUAACUUCAGGAGUCAAGAGUCUGAAGGCUCUCGGCUCCAGAGGGAGAUGAAGGCCUACUUGUCUGCUAUUAAAGGGAUGCAGCAGGCCUCCAUCAACCUGGCCCAAUCACUGCACGAAGUCUAUGAACCAGACUGGCAUGGAAAAGAUGAUGUCAUGACCAUUGGGAAGGACUGUGAUGCAUUGUGGGAAGACUUCCAUAACAAACUGGUGGACUCGACACUGCUCGACCUGGACGCCUAUCUGCAACAGUUCCCAGACCUCAAAACUCGUGUGGCCAAAAGAAGUCGAAAACUCAUUGACUAUGACAGUGCUCGUCAUCAUGUUGAAACUCUGCAGGCAUCUGGGAUGAAGAAUGACCGCAAGAUGAUGAAGGCAGAAGAAGAGUUGAAAAAGGCUCAGAAAGUUUUUGAUGAGCUGAACGUUGGACUGCAGGAUGAGCUGCCAGCUCUCUGGGACAGCCGAGUUGGCUUCUACAUCGGCACCUACAAGAGUGUUACAAGUCUGGAGGCCAUGUUUCACCGUGAGAUUUCUCUGGUGUGCAGGCAACUGUAUGAGGUGAUGACCAAACUGGGUGAGCAGCACUCAGAUAAAAUGUUCACCAUCCAAGGAGCCCCAAGUGAUUCAGGACCACUACGACUAGCGAGAACCCCAUCACCACCAGAAGAUGAGAGUCCACCUGAGAGUCCAGAUGCUAGCUCCAAUCAUAUGCUUCGGCCUGUCUCACCUGGACCACCACGGCCCAAAUCACCCACACAGUUUAAAAAGGGGCCGCCGGUGCCUCCACCACCAAAGGUCACACCUACCAAGGAGGUGGUGGAGGAGCAGAUCAUCGACCUGUUUGGAGGAGAAUUUCUACCAGCACCUUCUCCAUCACAGCCCAAUGAACGACCUGGAGAAUUUCUCCUCGACCUGGACUUUGAUGCCUUUCAGCCAGAUGAAAGUGUUUCGCCAAUACCACAGACAGCUGUACCUUGGGAUGUAUGGUCGGCAAAUGCCCAAACAGCUCAGACGGAGGCUGCAGAUGUCGGUUUUGUUGCUGACUGGUCGGCUGACUUUGGUUCAUUAUCAGCAAGUGGAGAUUCAGCUUCUGGAACCGAAGCCCCUCCUGCUGGGCCAGAGGGAGCACAGAGUGGGGCUCAGGACUGGCAGUCAGGUGGCGACACAGAGAAUUCUCUUCCAGACAGCAAUGCAACUGUAGGAGCUGAAGACAAGGAUGCUACAGCCCCAACAUUUUUUGCCAACUUUGAUAAGAUGAAUGAAAUUAACACUGAAUCAACUGAGGCUCCUGAAAUCUCAGCGAUACAAGAUCCUGCCCUGACAGAACCUGCAAAGGAGCAAGAUAAACCUGUUAUUGAAGAACCAGGACUUCCCCCUCCUGGAGGAGUGGUGGAAGAGCAUCCAGCUUCUCCUGCACAUGAGGUGGUGGAGGAAUCUGCAGCCCCCCCUGCUGGUGACGAAGAUGUAACCGAAAGUUCUGGCACACCAAAGGAAGACAAGCCUGCUGAAAAGAUGCCGAUCCCAUCCGUAGUGAUUGAACCUGCCUCCAGUAAUGAAGGUGAUGAUGACCGUGAUGCUGACAUAAUCUCUCCCACCACCAUCAGUGAUAAUGAUGUGACAGGUGAUAACCAUACCAUGAAACACAUGAGUCCAUCAGUUGGAGUGUCGGGAUUACCUGAUGACUUUUUGUACAAGGUUAAAACGAUGCAUGACUUUGAGGCUGCAAAUCCUGAUGAGCUUGAACUGAAGCGUGGUGAUGUGGUGUUGGUGGUUCCAACUGUUUCAGUAGAGGAUCAGGAUGCUGGCUGGCUCACAGGGAUCAAAGAAAGUGACUGGCUAAGACUUGGAGCUGGUGCUCAAAAAGGACUUUUCCCAGACAAUUUUACCCAGCAUUUGGAGUAAGAAAGUCAGUGUAGCUGGUAGAAAAUAUGAGCAAAAGAAAAAUAUAUUGAUGUGGAAGAUGUUCAAUCAGCAUGUAGCCAACCCUUUUCCUGAGAAAAAUCCUCAUCUGGCACAACUAUGAGCUGAACAACACAAUGCAUUGUCUGGCAGAUUAAAUUCUCCAAUGUCCUUACAAUAAAAGUCAUAGUAAUAAUUACUAAUACUAUUGCCAGCACAAGUGACAUUAAAUUAAAAUUUCUGUAACAAAGAACUGCCUAAUUUACUGGGCAUGCUGCAAUGUCUUCAUGUUAAUAUUUACAAAAAGCAAGACAAGAAGAAAAAAAACUGAUAAAGUUAAGUUGCACUUUCUUUAAAACAAGCAUAUUGUACCGAUAUAAUUGCUCUGAUGUGGAAUAUACCUGAGCUGUAGUGUUGUGAUCGAUUUAAAUGUUAUUGAGUGUAACAUGAAACUGUUGUUUCCUGCUUUUUUCAGACAUUAGUUUCCUUUGAAUCAUGGUUAGAUCAUUUCUGUAAUAUCAAGGUUGAGUGUGUAGUGAUCUUUGGUGUAUGAGAAGAUUAAUUACUGAUGAAUCUUUUAUUUUUUCCAAAUGAAUAUUGACAUAUAUAAUGUGAGCACUGGACAACAGUUCCAAUAUAAAAGUUAUUCACCAUUAAAGUAGAAAUGUACAUUAGUAUGUUGUGUCUUCUAAAAAUUGCAAUUUCAAGAAACCGAGCCAAGCAGAAAACAGUUUGAACUCAUCUGCUAUUUAUGUGUGAAAGUAUGAUGACAGGGAAAAGUAUAAACAAAUACAAUAUGCAAUUUAUGUUGGUGUAUUUCAGGUGUCUGUGUUCCAACACUUUGUAGAUCAACAAAUAUGUCAUUUCUUGUAUUAGUGAAGUUAAACCUCUGUGUAGAUGUAUUUGUGAUGUAAAUACCAUAAACAUUUGUGUAAGGUCAAUAAAUAAGAACUAAUACGGUA
Messenger RNA from Monopterus albus (swamp eel), 3062 nucleotides. RefSeq names its product amphiphysin (gene amph). NCBI's taxonomy places the organism in Eukaryota, Metazoa, Chordata, Actinopteri, Synbranchiformes, Synbranchidae. The record is from RefSeq and is a predicted model, not a curated record. Gene Ontology annotation, cellular component: synaptic vesicle; cytoplasm; plasma membrane. The coding region runs from base 73 to 2103 and encodes 676 amino acids. Gene Ontology annotation, molecular function: phospholipid binding; protein binding. The transcript is spliced from 20 exons. Gene Ontology annotation, biological process: synaptic vesicle endocytosis.